AUGGGGAGCGAGAAUAUUGUGGUUAAAUUUCAACCAGCUGCCUCCCUGCUCUGUUUGAUCCCCGCCCGCAGGCCCGGGCCCCUGGCGAGCAGGCGGCGCGGCGGGGGCCGGAGCCCCGGGGGUGCCACCCCGCGCCCGCUCGGCCGCUCGGGAGCCCCCGCAGGACGCCCCGCCAAGGGGGGCGAAGGCUGUGAGGGGACCGGGCGCACCUUGGGGCGGCGGCGGGGCUGCCCCGGGGGGCAGGUGGCGGCGGGCACCCCCGGUGGGGUGGGCUGCGGGGCUCGCAGGGGGGAGGAGGCUGCGGGCGGCCCGGGGCAGGUUCCACGGGGAGGAGGCGAGAGAGGGAGGGCGCUGGGAGGCUGGGACACGGGCAGGGUGCGGUCCUGGCGGUUCCCGGUCCCGGAUCUCUUCAAUUUCCCCUCUCACUCCUGCCCAGGGAGCCGAGGCAGCGGCGGCUCGGGCUCCGGCUCCAGCCUCGCCGCGCUGACCGCCGAGGCGCAAACCGCGGAGGGCUCCGGCAGCGCCGAGCCCCGCGCCCCGCGCCCCGCAAGCGGCCGCUCGCCUGCCAAAACAAACGGCCCUUCGCUAUUUAUUGCCGCCGCCGGGCCACGGCAGCUCAGAGCGGGCCGACGCCAGCUCGCCGCACCGGGCAGCCGGAGCGCACCCGCGCCGGGCAGCCGCCGCGCCCCGCUGCUGCUGGCGCCGGCCGUGCGCGGCUGCGGGCCGGGCAGGGUGGUGGGCAGCCGCCGCCGCCCGCCCCGCAAGCUCAUCCCGCUCGCCUACAAGCAGUUCAGCCCCAACGUCCCCGAGAAGACGCUGGGGGCUAGCGGCCGCUACGAGGGCAAGAUCGCGCGUAACUCGGAGCGCUUCAAGGAGCUGACGCCCAACUACAACCCCGACAUCAUCUUCAAGGACGAGGAGAACACUGGCGCCGACCGGCUCAUGACCCAGCGCUGCAAGGACCGCCUGAACUCGCUGGCCAUCUCUGUCAUGAAUCAGUGGCCAGGGGUGAAGCUGAGAGUGACGGAGGGCUGGGAUGAGGAUGGGCACCACUCGGAAGAGUCGCUACAUUAUGAGGGCCGAGCUGUGGACAUCACAACCUCGGACAGGGACCGCAACAAGUACGGCAUGCUGGCUCGCCUGGCCGUGGAGGCUGGCUUCGACUGGGUCUACUACGAGUCCAAGGCACACAUCCACUGCUCCGUCAAGUCAGAGCACUCAGCCGCUGCGAAGACGGGGGGCUGCUUUCCCGGGCGGGCGCUGGCAACGCUGGAGGACGGUGCCCAGACGCCACUGUGGGCACUGCGCCCAGGCCAGCGAGUGCUGGCAAUGGACGGGGCAGGCAGGCCCACCUACAGUGACUUCUUGGCUUUCCUGGACAAGGAGCCCCGUGCCCUCACCACCUUCCACGUCAUCGAGACCCAGGAGCCGCCGCGGCGCCUGGUCCUGACGCCCACCCACCUGCUCUUUGUGGCAGAGAACGCGUCGGCGCCCGCCGCCCGCUUCCGUCCCAUCUUUGCCAGCCUGGUGCAGCCGGGACACUUCGUGCUGGUGGCGGCUGGGGGGGGCAGCUUGCAGCCUGCUGAAGUGGUGCGGGUGUGGGACCGGAGGGAUGUGGGAGCCUACGCCCCGCUGACACGCCAUGGGACACUGGUGGUGGACGGCGUGGUGGCCUCGUGCUUUGCUCUGGUGCAGGAGCAGCAGCUGGCACAGAUGGCAUUCUGGCCGCUCCGGCUCUACCACAGCCUGGUGGGGUGGCCAGGGGUGCAGGGGGAUGGUGUGCACUGGUACUCAGGGCUGCUCUACCGCCUGGGCAGGCUGCUCCUGCCCCCUGACAGCUUCCACCCACUGGGAAUAUCCCAGGCGGAGAGCUGAGGGUGCACCACGGCCCCAGCCAGCACAGCUGGUGGGGGUGGUGGCUGCAGGGUGACUCGCUGGGGGCCAGCACCCCCUCCCAAAGCUGGGUGCCCAUGGGGAGCUGCCUCCAGCCCUGCCUGCUUGGGGUACAGCCACCUCCUGGUUGGGGGGCACCAAAGCUCCGUGGUGUGCCUCCUCCAUGUUCACCAUGUUCACCACCCCCUCUUCACCCCCUGUUCCUGGGGACAGGAGGGAGGCAUGAAGGGUUUCCCCCGGGACAGGGGCUGCCCCUGGCUGGAUCCACAUGCUGCUAUGUGUGUGUGUGUGUGUGUGUGUGUGCAAUGUGUGUGUGUGUGCUGAAUUAGCUGAGAGAGGUCUGAAUGGGAGGGGGAAGAGGAGAGAGCCCUGGCUGCUCCACUGAGGUUCCCAGCCUGUCUGCACCCAGUGGGGAAGUUUUGGGAGAGGAGCCCAGGGCCCUUUGCUAGCAGCCUGGGUAGGAAGGCAGGCAAUGCUAUUUCCACCCCUGGGACAUGGCAGCUGGAAGGAGGGUGACCCAGGUACUGGGACUGUGCCUUGUCCUUAGCCCAAGUACAGGGCCACCCAUACAGGCAGGGGUGGGGGGUCUGGCACAGCUCUGGCAUGAGACCUCCGACUUUGUGACACAAGUUCCACUGGAGCGAGAGACUGGGGAGUGAGAUGCCAUCUCUGCCCAAAGCCAGCACAGAGGCACCCAGCUGGGCAUCCUGUGGGGCUGCUGUGACAGCAUGGGGCGCUCUGGCUGGCAAGAGGGGCUGCAGAGGCAGACACAUGGGCAGAAGGGUGCAAAUGCCAGCCAGGCAUAGACACACUGGUAAGAGCAGGGGUGGGGAGAGUCAGGGCUGCAACCCCAGCCUGCUGGAGCCUGAAGAAAGAGGCAGUGGAGACAAAAACCUUUCCCCACCCCAAAGCUACAAAAACUCUUCAAGUUUCAUGCCCUGGCUGGCCUGACCUCCCCAAGUCGCCAGUACCCCAAACCCUCAGGGUAAUUCAUUGCUGCUCACCCACUCCUGGGACCUGGGGAGAGUCCCAUCAGAGCUGCAGCCACAGUUCCCCCACUCCAAAUCCUAGCUGGAGCCUCAGCCCCCCCUAGCUCCACACGAGUGGAGGGGGCUGAGGGAGGCAGUGACCCGUGUCCCCCCUGUAGCAUCACGCGUCUUUAUUUAUUUAUCUGCUCUUUGUAUGUACCAUAGAUGGGAGGCAGUGUGGGCGCGUGCAGGGUGAGAUGGA
Messenger RNA from Passer montanus (Eurasian tree sparrow), 3123 nucleotides. RefSeq names its product Indian hedgehog signaling molecule (gene IHH). Bases 1 to 1875 code for a protein of 624 amino acids. Gene Ontology annotation, biological process: smoothened signaling pathway; cell fate specification; cell-cell signaling. The transcript has 3 exons. Gene Ontology annotation, molecular function: patched binding; calcium ion binding. Lineage: Eukaryota; Metazoa; Chordata; Aves; Passeriformes; Passeridae. The record is from RefSeq and is a predicted model, not a curated record.